Saccostrea echinata is the source of this 453-nucleotide messenger RNA. RefSeq names its product proline rich transmembrane protein 1B-like. The record is from RefSeq and is a predicted model, not a curated record. The transcript has 3 exons. Gene Ontology annotation, cellular component: membrane. Bases 47 to 400 code for a protein of 117 amino acids. Lineage: Eukaryota; Metazoa; Mollusca; Bivalvia; Ostreida; Ostreidae.
UAUCUCCUUUCCUGACGUUCUUUGGUUGAGCAAAUUAUCAUCGAUUAUGCAGUUUGGAUUCGGUGGAUAUCAGAAUUAUGAUGCAGAGCAGAGUGAUAGAGAAAAGAAAAGGCUUAAAAAGAAAGAACCAGAGACAGGACUGGCUGAUCAGUUUGGCUACAUCCUAACUUCUCCAAAGGAUUACAAAGCGGAAGCCAUAUUUGCCACCAUUUUCUGCUGCCUUCCAAUAGGACUGGUGGCUCUAUUUUAUUCUACAAGAGUAAAACAUCACUACAAAAACAACAGACUGAUAGCUGCCUACUCCUCGUCCAAGGUUGCACAGGUUCUAAGUAUUGUUGCUACGUUAGUCGGACUGCUGUUGUGGCUUGCUGGUAUUAUCGCUCUUGUAGUUUUAAAAUAAUUUCAGUGUCCAGAUUAAGAUCAUGCAUGUAUUAGGAAGAAAUAAGAAAUAAU